CCCCCUCCGCCAUCGCCGCCGCCGCCAUCGCCGCCUCCUCGUCCGUCCCUCCCUCCUUCCCCUGCGCCAGCGGGGCCGGCGCCGCUCGGGGCCCGCCCAUGAGGCGGCGGCGGCUGUGGCUGUGGCCGCGCUGGGGCUGGGGCUGGGGCUGGCCCGCGGGGCCCGGGCCGCGCGGCGGGGGCUGGCGCCUGCCCUAGGGGCGGCGGCGGUGGGCCGGGACUGAGGGGCCCCAUGCGGCGGCGGCCGCUCCGCCGCCGGCAGAGGCCCCGCGCCGGCACCGGGCCCCAUGCACCCCAGAAUGAAUGAAAUGAACUUGAGUCCUGUAGGGAUGGACCAGCUGACCUCGUCCUCUGUGAGCAAUGCCCUGCCUGUCUCAGGGAGUCACUUGGGAUUGGCAGCAUCACCCACUCACAACGCCAUACCAGCACCAGGCUUGCCUGUUGCAAUUCCAAACUUGGGCCCCUCCUUGAGUUCCUUGCCCUCUGCUCUGUCUCUGAUGCUCCCAAUGGGUAUUGGGGAUCGAGGAGUGAUGUGUGGUAUACCAGAGAGAAACUACACCCUACCUCCACCACCGUACCCUCACCUGGAGAGCAGCUAUUUUAGACACAUUCUACCUGGUAUCUUAUCUUACUUGGCUGACAGACCUCCACCUCAGUACAUCCAUCCCAACACUAUAAAUGUUGAUAGCAAUCCAGCAUUGUCAGUCCCCAGUAAUCCCUCAGCCCUAGAUCCAUACCAGCCCAGUGGAUCCGUGGGGCUGGAACCCGGAAUUGUCUCCAUGGACUCCCGCACAGUGAACGCGCAUGGUGCUCAAAGUCUGCAUCCUAGUGACAGCCAUGAAGUAGCGCUGGAUACGACAAUCACUAUGGAGAGUGUUUCAAGAGUAACCAGCCCAAUCUCUACAGAUGGGAUGACAGAGGAGCUUACGAUGGAUGAUGUAGCUGGGGAUCAUUCGCAGAUGCCAGAUGGCUCCCGGAAUCACGAACCUUUAGCCGUAGACACGGUGGGCAGUAACUUGACGUCGGAUGCUGUGGGGCAUGGUGGCGUCAUCCCCAUUCACAGUAGCACUUUGGAACUCCCCGUUGUCAUGGAGCCCGACCACAUCGCCGGGCGAGUGACCGGAAUAUCAGACAGCACACUAAAUGACUCCAUUCAUACUGUGGCCAUGAGCACCAACUCUGUGAGCGUGGCGCUCUCUACCUCACACAAUCUAGCUUCCUUGGACUCUGUAGCCUUGCACGAAGUGGGCCUCAGCCUUGAGCCGGUGGCGGUGUCUUCCAUAAAUCAGGAAGUAGCCAUGGGGCCAAGUCACGUGGAUGUGUCCGCAGACAAUCUUGCCUUCGUACCAUCCUCUCUGCAAAUGGAAGACUCUAAUUCAAACAAGGAGAACAUGGCUACCUUGUUUACCAUAUGGUGCACACUGUGUGACAAGGCAUAUCCAUCAGACUGCCCAGAUCACGGGCCUGUCACCUUCAUUCCUGACACCCCGAUAGAGAGCCGCGCCAGGCUUUCUCUCCCUAAGCAGCUUGUCCUCCGACAGUCUAUCAUGGGAGCUGAAGUGGGUGUGUGGACACGAGAAACCAUUCCUGUAAGGACUUGUUUUGGACCUUUGAUCGGGCAGCAAAGCCAUUCUCUGGAGGUGGCUGACUGGACAGACAAAGUAGCCAGUCACAUCUGGAAGAUUUAUCACAAUGGCAUCCUGGAGUUCUGCAUCAUUACGACUGAUGAAAACGAAUGCAAUUGGAUGAUGUUUGUACACAAAGCCAGAAACCGGGAAGAGCAGAAUCUGGUAGCUUAUCCUCAUGAUGGAAAAAUUUACUUUUGCACCUCGCGGGACAUCCCACCUGAACAUGAGCUUCUCUUUUAUUUUAGCCGGGACUACGCACGGCAACUUGGUGUCCCUGAACAUCCAGACGUGCACAUCUGUCACUGUGGAAAGGAAUGUGCUUCCUACGCGGACUUCAAGGCCCAUUUGAGUAGCCAUAUUCACAAUCACCUCCCCAGCCAGGGGCACAGCAGCAGCCAUGGGCCAGGCCACGGCAAGGAAAGGAAAUGGAAGUGCUCCAUGUGCCCCCAGGCUUUCAUCUCCCCUUCCAAACUCCACGUCCACUUCAUGGGGCACAUGGGCAUGAAGCCGCACAAGUGUGAUUUCUGUAGCAAAGCUUUCAGUGAUCCUAGCAACCUACGGACACACCUCAAGAUACACACAGGUCAGAAGAAUUAUCGCUGUACCCUCUGUGACAAAUCGUUCACCCAGAAGGCUCACUUGGAAUCGCACAUGGUCAUUCACACAGGGGAGAAGAACCUGAAGUGCGAUUACUGUGAAAAGCUAUUCAUGCGGAGGCAGGACCUCAAGCAGCAUGUACUUACUCACACACAAGAACGGCAGAUCAAGUGCCCUAAGUGUGACAAGCUGUUCCUGAGGACAAAUCACCUGAAGAAGCAUCUCAAUUCACAUGAAGGAAAGAGGGACUAUGUCUGUGAAAAAUGCUCCAAGGCUUAUCUAACCAAAUACCACCUCACUCGCCACUUAAAAAUAUGUAAAGGCCCUACAUCAAGUCUGUCAGCCCCAGAAGAGGAAGAGGAGGAGGAUUCAGAGGAGGAAUUAAUAGACUCUAUGAGGACUGAAGACUGUAGAAUUAACAAUGGAGUAUAUUCAACAGGUGAUGCCCUCUCAGGACACAAAUGAAGAAAGUGAGAGGGAAAUCUUCUUGGAUGUUAAAAUUGGAAGGAAAAAUCUCUUCCUUGUUUCCCCAGUCAGUAUCUUACAUCAAUUGAGGAGUUUUCCUUUUGUUUUGGUCUCCCUGCUACCACCACUUAAUAAACUCUGUAGCCAAAAUGUUGAAUGAGAAUGGAUCAUGCACUUACCGUUGACAAUGAACAGUUACUAAGGAGAAAAUCUGAUGCAAGGAGAUUUUUCAUGUACGCUGUGCAUACUUGUUUUUCCAGAUCACUCAGAUUAUCCAGCCACUGCCAGGAUAUAUGAGGCACCUUGCACAGUCCUUUGAGUGAAGAGCCACAAACCAGAAAUACAGUUGAGCGAUUGGAGUGACCUGUGAGCCAACUGUCCUGAACUGCCAAAGCCAUGAUAGUAAGAAAACCAAACAAACACAAAGUUGGUGUUGGUUGAUUUUUUCCCCCCCCCUAUACUUUAACUGAAGGAUGUGGUUUGGCACAGAGCAGAGAAUAUCAAUGCUCAGGUUUCCUUCUAAGGGUACAGAUUUAAUGCUUUGGUUAAAAAAAGCCAGCUAGCGAAAUCAGCAUUUGUGGACAAAGCAAUUACCCCACUACAGAAGUGUUCAGAAAAUCAAAAAUUGGCUCUCGGAAAAUGGUAUUGCCUCUUCUUGCUCUGGGUCACUAGGACAUGUAAGUAGGUAAAGAGGGAAAGACUGUAUUUACACAGUAAGGAAGAGGCUUACAGAUGAUCAGACAGUGUUUACAGUAUGUAUUACUUAUUGUUGUGCUGUAAACCUUUUACCACCUAGAGUGAUGGGAGGGUUUGCUGCUAUUAUUAUUUAUGGAAUGAAAAUGUAUUUCAUUCAAUUGUUUUCCUUUUGAAAAAUUAAAAUGUGGCUCUUUUCUAA
This is a messenger RNA of Dromaius novaehollandiae (emu), 3584 nucleotides long. It is a transcript of the gene PRDM4, whose product is annotated as PR/SET domain 4. Bases 287 to 2689 code for a protein of 800 amino acids. NCBI's taxonomy places the organism in Eukaryota, Metazoa, Chordata, Aves, Casuariiformes, Dromaiidae. Gene Ontology annotation, cellular component: nucleus. The record is from RefSeq and is a predicted model, not a curated record. Gene Ontology annotation, molecular function: DNA-binding transcription factor activity, RNA polymerase II-specific; histone methyltransferase binding. Gene Ontology annotation, biological process: transcription by RNA polymerase II; regulation of gene expression. The transcript has 11 exons.